UUUCUUUAACUGCGUAAACUAUUACGUAUACUGUUUGGGCGUGCGUGUUGGGGCUCUUGCUCGAGCAAUUUGUUGAUUUUCGAUGUGAGUUAGUUUGCUUUUUGAAAAAUGGGUUCUGUUAAAUAAUUUCUAUGUUUGUAAUGUAAUCUAAGGAUGUUUCGAAUAACUAUGACUAAAAUUCAUACUUUGUUUCUUUAAGAUUUUAAAAUAAACUGUUUUGUUUUAUCAUUGAGGUUCAGCUUAUUUUCAUCACACGAGUUUUAAUCCGGAAACUGAAUACGUGGAGCUUUGUUAACGAUUUUACAACUCUCUUUAAAGUGUAAAUAAACGUUUAGUUAAGAGUCAACGUGAGAUAAAAUGUUCCAUAAGACAAUCCUUCGUAUUUUUCAACUCGAAAUUGAAAGAGAUGUCUCAUCACAGGUUUUACAGUUCAAUGAUCAAGAUAUACACGCUUGACGUUUAAUUAAAACAAUUAAUAUCUUUAGGUGGUGUUCGAAACUCUGUUACGAACCAUUUGCGUUCUUGUGUCAGAACUCACAGGUAAUGCUGGAGUUGAUGGAUGCUAUUAUAUACGAUUAUGGGGCGAAUUAUGAGAGCUUUGAUAGUUUAGUCCACAUUUCUCCAUUUCCACCUUUCAAUUUGCCAGAUCAAGUGAAGCAAACUAUUGGCCUAUGUGUUCGCAUGAUGAAGAAUAAACUUGCACAAUGUUGCCCAGUCAUGUUGGAUGAUCUGCAUGCUACGCUGAACGAUGAUGUGUGGAAUGAAAAAAACUCGUGCGAAAUUGUUUGCCCGUUCGACUGCCUUAAAAACGCUGUGGAAGAUUGUUACCCAGAAGGUGGAGAUUUGACUCUGGGUUUAAUGAUACAUAUAUUCUACUGCAAGGAUGUAUAUGCAGCUAUUGAAGAUUGUUUUCAAAGAGUUGCAAGUGAAUUGAUGAUUUGUUGCCCGAGCGCCACUGAAGCAAUUAUAUCAAUACAUAGAGGGCAUUAUUUCCCAUGGAAUGAAACAGAACUCGGACAUUGCGACAUUCUUUGUGUCAUGCAAAAAAUCAGUCACUGUGAUAAGCAAGAUAUUAACAUGAUCCAAAAGCUAUUUAAAUAUACAAUUGACUACCUCCAAAAAGAUGUUAACAAUUAUGACCAAGGAACAAAUGUUGCACCUGUUCGUGAUUUGAGAAACAUUAACAAAUGUUUCGAAGUUAUGGAACCAAUUCUUGAAAUUUGCUGUCCUGCCAUGAAAGGAGCUGUCUACACUUUACUUAACUCAGAACCAUGGCCUUUAAUAGAUGGUCCAAACCUCAAACGUUGCAAUUACUUCUGCUAUAGACUUGCUGCUCAAAAAUGUUCUCCGGACACUGCACUAUUUGCUUCAUCUAUAAUGAAUCAGGCUGUAUCUAUACCAGCUGUAGGAUAUCAGAAGUUUACAGAAAAUUGUCACAGCAUCAUUAGUGAAGCUCUGAGUUGUUGUGAUGCAAUCGUUUUAUCAGUUUUUCAAAGAGGAUUUCCUUACAAUGAUAUCUCGCUUAACUCCAGGGAAUGUCGAUCAGUUUGUAAGAUGAGAUUGAUCAGUGACUGUCUGGCGCACUCAGAAAACUAUGAACAUCUUUCAUUUCUCAUAAAGUCUCACUUUGAUCCUUCAAAUGCGAACAUAUCAAAAGCUGCUUUAAAGUACAAAGAGGAUCUGAUGCUUUCUCCUCGAAUGCAUAAUGAUUUGAUGCGUAGAUCAAGACAAAUCGUCGAGGAGCCUGUUGAAACGGAAAAAACUGUUGUAAUACCCUUGCUGAUGAAAGAAAGAGCAAGAUCCUGCAUUUAUUUGGUUCAUAGAGAUGCCGUUGAUGCAUGCUGGCCGGGGUUUUAUGAUUUUGUUCUUUACCUUUGCAACAGAAUAAAAUUUAAACCCCUAUCUUUGCCUAUGGUUAAUGCGAAUCAGUGUCUUCAAGAUAUUUUUAAAGUCUGCUCAGUUGAAUCAAAUUUAAUAAUUAGUUCUUUAGUGGAAACUUACCUGAAUACAACUGUGCAAUUAGUUGAAGAAAACAUCCCGGAUGCACCAAGAGAUGUCAUUGAUGAGGAAACUAAACGCACGGUAGAAACAUGUUUGCAAGAAAUUGAUCCGGGAAUAUUGCAAGAUUGUAUGCCAAGUUUUCAAAGGAUCAUGACAUCAAUCUUAGAAAAUGGCCAAAGUCUUGCAAAUUUUAAACCAAAAGCUGACAGUAAGGACUGCCAAGCUGAAGUAUUUGGCGUGUGUUCCAUGCAGGCUCGAUUGCUUAUAAUGAAGAUAUUCUACCAGUUCCAAGGAAUUGUUCUUAAAAUUCCUAUAGUUUUCAAGACUUCUCAUGUCAAUGUCAUGAGGUUGAUUUCAGAGAAUGAAAAACUUCUAGUAGAUGAAUGCUUGAUGACAGUAAAUGAAGAUGAGGCUAAUGAUUGCCUUCCCGACCUGUAUCUUAUCCUUUCUGGGUUGAGUGUGGGUCUGUUUGAGAUAUCGUCUGAAAAUAAUAGCAGCUGGCAAGUAUGUUUAAAACAUGUGUUCCGUCAUUGUUCAAGACAUACUAGAUUCAUUAUAACAGACUUGAUAAAAUUUGUUACUGGCAAUACGGUUAGUAUUCAAUACGACUACAGAAAAUCUAUGAAAUCUGAACAAAUAAUAACAAUUGCGGAAAGAGAAUUAAUCACUCCAUGUUUGGCAGUUGUUGAUCAAGCUCUCUUGAAGCAAUGCGCACCCGAGUUACUUGAUGUAAUUGCUACAAUUAUGGACAAUAGGCGUCCAAGCACAAACUUGUAUCCGAUUAGAAUACUAUCAUCUAGCUGUUUUGAGCCAGCUUUUAAAAAUUGUUCUGCGGAUGCUCGCUUGAUACUGACUGAGCUUGUUUCACGUCACACGAUGACUUAUGUUAGUCUAUUGUUUGCAGUUUCUGGCAAUGGGACUAUCGAUUCUGGAAUGGUUAAUGUACUAAAUGAAUGUGUUCAAACUGUGAAUCAAGAAGUUAUAGUUGGCUGCAUCGCAGGACUUCAAGAUCUGCUUGAAAAAUUAUCAAGUGGUAUUCUGCCAUCCUCCAACCCACAGCUGAAAUUAGAAACCGAAGCUGAACCAUCAUGUCCGAAAGAGAUAUUCAGUGGCUGUAGCACCUAUCACAGAAUACUUAUUGAUGAACUGUUGAGGAAAUCACACCAUGAAUUUAAAAAUACUGUCCUCUUUGAAAUUUUUAAUCCAACUGACUUAGAUUCUGGAUUACAUGUACAUAACUUCAUAGAUGAGCAAAUACUAAAAGAAUGCUUUUCAACAUUAAAUCAGCAAAGUUUAGAAUACUGUAUUCCUGGAUUAUAUAAUGCUCUCGAAAAGUUUAUUAACUUCAGCUUAUCGGAAACAUUCUUUGCUCUGAGACCAAUCAAACGUUGGUGUUUGGAUAUGAAUUUUGCCCACUGCACAUAUCAAGCUCGGAUAUUGAUCACUGAAUUGUUUUUUGAUUUCUAUCGUUUUACUGUGGAUUUGCCUCUUGAAAAAUCUCCCGAAGGACUAUCAGCAAAUAUGGGGCCACCAUUAGAUUACGUCCAAAAAUGCAUUAUAAAUUUGGAUAAAAAUGAAGCAGAUUUAUGUUCGCCAGGAUUAUCGGUAUAUCUACGGCAAACUUUCAUAAAUAAUGAGGAAGGUUUCAAGCCAAUACUACCUGCUGGGAAAGAAAACCAGAUGAUGAAAUGUCUAACAAGAGCCCUGAAGUGCGAUCUUGAUAUUUCAGUCCAUAUUUUGAAAAGCAUUGCAGAAAUGAACAACAUCAACUUUCAUGUUCAACUAACUGAACAAAACAAUGAGUCGAAUGGCUGGCAAAUCGCUUUUACAGUAAAUCGAGUCAACGAGACAGGAUAAGAAAUUAUAAAACAAAGAUUCCAGAAAGAAGAAUAUACGAAGAACUAUGGAUUUAGUAUAUGUAUUUCAUUGGUUUGAAAGGUUUUUUUUAUUGCCUAAUGCAUUUUCGAUAUUAUGUAUUUUAUUUUUUCAUUUUAUUGAUUUUGUCAUUUUAUUUUCGAUACAGAGAUAAAGUUGAAUCUAAUUUGUACAAGCAUAAUACGUUUUAUCAGUUCGGAGUGUUUAUUAAAUAAUUUGUAAAGCAUAUUUACGCACAAUUUAGCUAUUUUGUUUCAUUGUAGAUAUUUCAUGGGUAAAAACAUGAUAAAAUAUAAUAUUAUUUGUAUCAUU
Molecule: messenger RNA, 4188 nt
Organism: Parasteatoda tepidariorum (common house spider)
Lineage: Eukaryota; Metazoa; Arthropoda; Arachnida; Araneae; Theridiidae
Source: RefSeq, a predicted model, not a curated record